Strongylus vulgaris is the source of this 465-nucleotide messenger RNA. The record is from the annotation of a GenBank genome assembly. NCBI's taxonomy places the organism in Eukaryota, Metazoa, Nematoda, Chromadorea, Rhabditida, Strongylidae.
AUGGACAACAGAAUUAUCAAAUUACGAGAACUGGUCUCUAGCGAUGCGAAUCAUGCUGCACAGUUUUACCUGGAGUGCGUUUGUCAUGCGGAUGAAACGGAACGGAUUCUCAAUAGAACCUCAUCACGGGACAAGAAGCACAGAAAACAUAAAGCAUUGCGUGAAGCAGUUUCAACAGGGAGUGUUCCAACAAUUCUAUCCAUCCCUAGUACAUCUGCUAUCGUUGAGGUGAUUCUUCCGCAGAGAUCCGCAUCCACUCAGCAAACGCGGUGGUGGGAGCAUUUCACCAUACAUCGCAAGGAUGAAGAAUAUGAGGAUGGACACAAUGAAGUGCGACAUUUGUGGAAAACACAGACUGACUUCUUCCUGUCCUGCUUGGGACUAAUUGUUGGUAUUGGCAAUAUGUUACGGUUUCCCGGAAAAAUCUGUGAAUAUGGAGGUGAGGAGUCGUUCUUGGGUUCAUGA